AAACUAUUUCUUGUUUUGUAAGUAUAGAGCUUUAAAUGAUCGCUCAGAAUAUUGAUAUCAAUUUAUUUGAUCAUGUCAAAGUAUUUACGAAAACUGAAAGCUUCUGUAAAGUUAAUGAAUUCUGAUAACCGUAUGCAUGAUAAUUUGUAAAUAUUGAGGUCUUGUCAGUGAACCAUCCAUAAUGUGAUUGUGUAGUGGCGGCAAAUUCAAAAAGUUUUGUGUACUAAUUGAUUUCUUUUAAGGCAGGUUAGCUUUGUAAAGAGCAACGAGAAACACACUGUUGGCUUCAACAGUGUUGUAUCAACGUCCUUUGAUUUUUUGAAGAAAAGUGUUAAAUUAGUGUUGUGUAUGUGUGAACCAUGGAACCAGCAGCACCUGGUACUGAAGAUGAAGUGAAACCUUAUCAACAGUAUAAUAAGCAGGAAAAUGAGAAGGAACGUCUGUUAUCAAUAAAAGCACGUUUGUCAACGGGAGAAUAUGGAAAUGUAUUCGAAUUUAGCUAUCAAAAUGGGUGUGAGUCGUGGUACUGCAACUUGUGUAACUGCCCAGUCAUGGGUAAAGUCUAUCAUCAUGAAAUUGGCAAGAGACAUACCAGUAACAUGCAAGAUGCAGGGUUACAGUUACCUUCCAGUAAAGAUAAUGAAAGUGUUCAGGACUUUGUGCAGAAUACUGUGCACGUUGCCCCUGGAGAACCAGUGCCACCUGGUUUCGAAGGAGAAGCACUGAAAGUUACUUUGAUACAAGAACGCUUAGAUAAUUAUAAAGUUGGUCCAUUGAUUGGUCUUGAAUAUUUGCUGGAAAUACACGAAUAUGAUCGCGAGAAAGAGCCUUCUUAUCUGUGUAUAUUAUGUGACAAACGUGGAGACCCCAGGACAGUUAUUGCUCACUUGGCUAGUUACAAUCAUUUGAGCCAGUAUUUGCAACGACAUUUCGUCAGUACCUACCGCAUUCUCUCACCCUAUAUGAUUAAACAGUUUAAACCCAACUGGCAAGCUGCCAUGCAAAAAAUUGCAGAAGCAAUCGAAUCUAAAUAUGGUCGCUUGAAACCUCAUUAUGUUGAGCGGGAGAGUUUUGAGGAGAAACGAUAUGAGUAUCAACAGAUGAUUGCUCGUGGACCCCAUUUCAGCGAUAAGAAUGGUUGUACGUUUGAAGAACUCCUUGACAAAAACGAACUGACGAAACCAAUGGGUGAAGAGCCGAUUAAAGUGAUAAAACCGUCGGAGGAUGUAUCAAAACGCCCAUAUCGUAAAUCUGGAACAGUUCCUGGAUCAAAUGAAAAGCGUAGCCCUUCGCCUCCUGUCGUUAAUCGUCCCAAAAAGCCCAUUAAAACAUCCUCAGGUGAAAAAUCCAAAGAGAGAAGGGCUUCCCUUUCUAGUGUUUCAAGCAUAUCCAGCAGUGAUCUUAGCGAUUUUGAACCAUUCCCUAAAAAGGUAGACAAAAAAGAAACAUCACCCCCAAGAAAAUCGUCAUUUAGAUCCCGAAGUCGUAGUCCAGACCGCAGAUACAGAAAACGACGCUCAGUUACACCUCCAAAGAAUAAGAGAGGUAGCUACGAGUAUAGGCCUCCGUGGAAACGUUCUGACUAUUCUCGUCCUCGAUCUGAAUUUCCCUCUGAAAAUCGUGAUAAGAAUAAGCAAGAAAAACUAGAACAAUACAAAAAGUUAUCUGCAGCUAUUGAAAAUGAUAUGGAAAAUGUGAAAAAGCAGCAUGAAAAAAAUCCGGAAAAACAUCCCCAAUAUAACGAAGAAUGGAAAAAGUUCUGGAAUAAAAGGUAUAAGGAAUUGCAAGCUGAAGGUAAAGACGCAGUAAAUUAUGAUUUUAAACCAGAGUGGAUCCAAUUUUGGAAUAAACGUAUGAUCGAACUUCACAAUGCAGAAGUGAAAAGUAAAAAAGACGCUUUAAGGAAGAGGCUUGGGCUUCCUGAAGAACCAGCACCUGUUUGCUUUAAGAUAACGGGAAAAAAGAAGAUUGGAGGAGUAGAUGCAGGAAAACCAUCGAAACCUGCUCCUUUGGCUUCUGCUCCCGAUCAGGACCCUGAUGUGAUCAUUAUAGACGAUAAAGAUGAAGAUACUCUCAGUUCAAAACGGUCUCAUAGUCCAUGGGAAGUCGACUCUCGUAAGUUGAGGGGUUCUCGCGACAGAGAAAAAUCCGAAGAUAGGCGUAGGUCGAGGGAAAGAAACAGGUCAAGAGAAAGAAAUAGGUCAAGGGAAAGAAAUAGAUCUAGAGAAAGGGACAGAUCAAGAGGAAGGGACCGAUCUCUAGAUCGCCUAAGAUCUAGAGAUAGGUCUAGGGAUAGAUCGUUAGAACGUGACAGACGUCCCAGAGCAAGAAGUAGGGAUAAACGAUCGCGAGACAAAAGUUCAGAACGUGAUAGGAGUCGCGAGAGGGAGAAGAGUUACGAAAGGGGAAAGGAUUAUCGUUCCUGGGAACGAUUUAGCCCCGAUAGGGAUAAGAGAUUCGUUCGAGAGCGAUCAUUUGAGCGUGACAUGUUUUACCGUGAUUCCUACAAAAAGUCAUAUCUUCCGAGUUAUCUUAAACCACCGCGAGUUAUGCGCGACGUAACCCGACAUCCUGUAUUAUCUCCGCCACCGACUGCUGAACCAAAGGUUGAUCCCGAAAUCGAAAAUAUCGAGGUUAAUCUUGUCAGUGUUCUUCGGUUAUUAACCGCUUUGGAAGAGAAAUUGGGCUCACUAGGCCCCAAAGUGAUUGACCUUUUGGCGAAAGCGCUGGCAAUGGAAAAGAACGAAGCGAAUAGUUCCGAAACGCUCCUGGAUAAUGAGGUUACUUGUGUGCUAUUUGAAACGGUCAAAGAAAAGCUUAAAGGACAAUUGCUUGCUGGAUUAGUGGAUCAUAAUCAAGAAAAAGCUUUUAAGAAUGCUAUCAAGAAAACAGCUGAAUUAAUCUAUAUAGCGGAAGAACGAAGACGUAACAGUAACAAAAUGAAACCAAAAACAGAACCAGUUACUGUGCCUGGCAUUGGAACUGUUGAUAAGGCCGCUAUUGCGAAACAAAUUGCCACUGCAUUAGUUAUGCAAGGAAAAACUGAUGUAACUCAACAAGAACUGGAGCAACUUAUUAACGCAGUGGUUGGUAUGGCAGAAGCUUCUAAAAAUUCUAACAAACCUAUUAAUACAGCUUCCUUUCUACAACAACUUACAACUUCUCAGAAGACCACCACAACUCCAGAACCUGUAAGUUUAUUUUCGGAGGGUAAAUCAAAAGACUUUCCAUCCAAAGAAACUGGUAUGUCUGGUUCUAAUAUGGAUGGUCUGUCAGAUUCAGAUUUACAAACACUUCUACAAAACUUUAAGGAUCUCUCCACUGAAGAACAACACGGUCUUAUAUCUUAUUUAAAGAAACUUGAAGCUAAAGAGCCCGAGCGAGUGGAACGACUACGUAAAUUUGUAAAAUUGGAAUCGAGCGAAGGAGAAACCACAGAAAAUGAGAAACCGUCAGAAAAAGUGAAAGAUAAUAAAGGGGAUGGAGGUAAACCUUCAAGUCCGUUUGCUAAAAGAUUAGGCGGUGGCAAUCCUAUGUUAGAAGAGAAUGAUUACGAAGAAAAGGAUGAAGAAAAUGAAAAGGAUAACAAAAAUAAUGACGAUUCAAAGAAGGAAGUAAAGAUAAAUUUAGAUUCAGAAGACGAAGAAUAUUCAUACGAAGAUGUAUUCAAAGCUGCUACUAAGAACGUUACGGAAAAAGAAAAACAAGAAGAAAAAACAGAACAAAACUUGACUGAUGCGAAAGCUUUGAUUGCGAAUCUGAUGGGCCAGUUGGGAGCCAAAAAUAGUGCCCCGAGAGAAUCGCAAUUUACUUCAACUCCUUCCACCAUGCCAAUAUCAGCAAAUUUGACACACACACUGAACAAUUUACCUAUUAGUAUGGCAAACUUGGCUAGUAUAGUGAGCAAUGUGAACAGAAAUUCUGCAAGUACCUAUUCUAAUUCCAGUUUAACUGAAAAUUUACCAAUUUCAGCGAAAUCUACGCCAGGAAAUCCAAUUACGAGCAUUUCAAGUACAGGUCCUACUUGUACCACAAAUUUCAAUCCUUUAGGCAUUGGUUAUGUUUAUCCUAAUAAUCCCGUUUAUUCUAAUGCUUCAAGAAUUAGAUCUGAUAUGGAUGGAAAUCCUAUGAAUAUGCCACAAGGUGGUCCUAUGGGCCGUAACCAAAUAAACCCUACUUUCGGAGGUGCUCCAACAGGUAAUUAUAAUGUACGUCCUAUUCAAAGAUUAGAUUCAAUGGGUCAAAAAGGAUAUGCUUAUGAAUCGGGCGGUGGUCCCAAUAUGGGACCCAACGGACCAAACAUGCCCCAAAGCGGUCCGGGAGGACCACCGGGAAUAUCCAGACCAUCCAGUGAAUAUGAUACGGUUCAGUAUUCAGUUAAGGCAAAUCCUUAUGUAAACCAGUUUCAAAGGACAGGUAAUUUUUCGGGUCCUCAUGGUCCUGUAUCGUAUCCAGUGUAUGAUCAAAAUAGAAUGGGAAACCCUGGAACUUACGCCAUGCAAAAUAGAAACCAAUAUGGAAGACCGUCUAAUUUUGGAGGGCGAUGGUGAUGUUAAAAAUAUAAUACAGAACUUGCCGAGUUAAAAAAUUGUAAAAUAUUUCGUUCUUUCUUUCUUGAAAGGUAUUAUACUUGUGUAUCAUCACUGGACUAUAUUUAUGUUUUGCCUGUAAUCAUUUUUGUAUGUGUAUAAUUAAUAAUAAUCUUGAAUACUC
This is a messenger RNA of Agrilus planipennis (emerald ash borer), 4713 nucleotides long. RefSeq lists its product as uncharacterized. The transcript is spliced from 8 exons. Lineage: Eukaryota; Metazoa; Arthropoda; Insecta; Coleoptera; Buprestidae. Gene Ontology annotation, molecular function: nucleic acid binding; zinc ion binding. The record is from RefSeq and is a predicted model, not a curated record. The coding region runs from base 360 to 4550 and encodes 1396 amino acids.